AUGGCAGUGCCAUUGGAAGCGCUGAUCACAAACGAUCCAAACGCCUCGGCAGUUUUCACAGCAAACGAUCAUACAUCCAACGAGACCAUUGGACUCUACCUGUUUACCCAUCAUGCCCUUCAGGUCAUUUGUGAUGACACCGACAUGGACAAGCCGGACGAGCAAAUUCGAGGAAUGGCUACCGCAAUCUGGACCGGUCUCAUGCCUAGAAAGAAGCUGUUCUGGGAACACCGCGCUGCAACAGCAAGAUUGCUCGGUUGCGAUGCAGAACGGUUCCUUCUCGCGGAUGGCUCCACACGGCUGUCUAAGGACAAUCGAGAGAAAGCUAUGGAAGCGUUUGCCGGCUACAGACGUCGCGCAAUGGGAGAAUUUCUCGAUGGGGCUGAAAUAUCGCAGACUGAAGAUUCUGAAACCGAAGCCCUUGCUGCGGACCAGGAGCAGCUUCCAGCGACAGCGGUGCCGUCAUCUCCUUCUACCUCUGUAACCAAUGCCGGCGCUGAAACUGGAAGCUCUCUCGCUAAAAGGCUCAUGACUGCCCAACAGGCUGUUGGUAGCGGACGUGGAGAGUCUCCUGAACCAACACCAGAAGCAUAUCGAGGACAUAAAUCACUGGCUUCGCAGAUCGAUACGUCCGGCGAUUUCAAAGUUCCAGAUGCUGCUGAGCUCUCAGCUCCCAAAGCCGCUGCUUCGCCGAAAUCGACCAAUAUGGAAGCAACUGCAGCCACGUUUGUGCCGCUCAAGGAAGUCCCUCAAGGCACAGGCGAUGACAAAACGCCCGAGACCUGUUCCACUAUGCUUGCUGCAAGGACGGCCGCAGAGAUGCAAUCAAUUGCGUCGAACUUCCUGCCACAGAGCUCGGCGACGUGCGCCACGAGCGCAAAUUUGCUACAUCCAAGCGCAGUGGAUUUCACAUUGCAGCCGGCCGAGUCUAUCGCUACUGCGGCGAUAGCGGACGAGCUAUUCGACGAUGGCAGUGACGACGAUGUCAGCGAAUAUAAUGGUUCUACGUCCGCGUCUGGGACCGAGAAAGCUGAUAUGGAAUCCUCCAUGUCCUCUCUUCCACAGAGCGCAACGGCUUCAACGCCGUCUACCCCCCGAUGCUCGAAACUUGACUGGGCUGAGGAAAGUCAGAAAUACUGGGAUACAGAGCUACAGAAGAAUCAUCGGGACCUCAAUUCUUCCAAGCAAUCAGACAAAGCUUCUUUGCCGACGACUGCGCCUCGAUGGAAGCCGAAGCAAUUGGAAGGGGCUGAAGCUAGGCAGUCAGGCUCUCGAAAACCCUCGCCCAGCGGCUCAUCGAGCGCGGGCAAGAACAAGGCUAUUCCUUCAGUGAAACAUGAGGCCUCUGGCCAUGAUAGGAACAAUAAUCCCUCAGCAGCGAAUCUCAAAAAAGGUUGGCAAGGAUUUGGUGACCUCAAUGCGGCCAAGCAGUUCAGCGCUCAGGUGACGAAGAACAAAAGCCAUACAACACACAAUCCGAUGCCGCAAGUCAAGCCCAAUCCAUGGUCGAAGCCAUCGAAGGACUUGGAGUUAGCAAAGAAGCCAGCCAAAAAUGCCUGGGCGAACCCACUGACCCGGUCUGGACCGGCCAGAGCGCAAGCUGAGACAUCGAUUGAGACGGAGACCAAACCACUAGAGACUUCAGUCGUGCAGAUGGCAGCUGAAGACGGCCAGCGUUUCUUCAUCUACCAGGCCCUACCUAUCAUAUGUGAAGACCUCGAUUAUCACAAAGCCGACCAGUACGUAGAGGACGUGGCUUUGGCUACGUGGAACGACCUUCCCCGGCCAGCAAAGAAAAUCUGGGCUGAAGAUGCCAAGUUACUUAGAGGCGGUUCAGCACUUGGAGCGUCGCAGCUGUUUUCCACUGAAAGAUUCGCAGAGUCUCGCUUCACCAAUGACUAUCGGACCCAGAUUAUCAAAGCGCUUGCUGAGCGUAACGACGGCGAGCUAAAGUAUCUGCAACCGGAAUACGACAAGUUAAUUUCUCAGGAGAGGAAGCAAGCGUUCCGCGAAGCCAAGAGAAAUGCGCGCAUGCAGAAAGUGUACGAAGAAGCUCGAAGUCGUCCUGGCUCGAGCUUAUCCAAGACCGCUUCACGCAACCAUUCAGUCUCGGCAUCAGUCAGUUCAAUCCCAGCCAUGGCAGAGACAGAUGCUCCCCUUGAGCAAGAAGAGGAGCCCUCGUUGCAACAGAGUGAAUCCCAAGCAGAAGUUGAGUCAACUUGUACCGUGGAUGCUGGAGCUCAGUGGAAUGAACCAGAAGAACAUGCCGUCGCUGAUCUUGGAGGAUGGGACACCAAACGGAAGAUCCCUGGUGCGAAGAAGAAAAAAACCAAGGAGCCCUCGUCUGCGGAGGGAAAGCCUGCUCCGAAGAACACUACGUCUACACAGAUCGAAAGGCCCACAGCGGACAGCCCGUGGAAGGCAGGUCGCAUUGCCUCGAAACCCAAGAAGAAGCUAUUGAGACUCUCAGAGACAGAUCCGAUCUCCGCCGACACGCCCCCUACGCCUGUCGAUGACGAUUCAAGUUCUCUGCCCGUCUCGCGGCACAAUACCACUGGAGGCUGGGACGAGAAGCGAUAUGUACCAGGAAUGAAAAAGAAGAAAGCCGGCAAGGGCAAAUCCGAGGCAGAUUCCUUCUUUGAUUCGAUCGAACACACGAUUCCAGCAGCACAAGUCACCCACGUGCAGGAAGACGAAGGCUGGACUGCGGUGCCUCGAGGAGGGAAGAAGAGUAAAGGCGGAUGA
Molecule: messenger RNA, 2745 nt
Organism: Lecanosticta acicola
Lineage: Eukaryota; Fungi; Ascomycota; Dothideomycetes; Mycosphaerellales; Mycosphaerellaceae
Source: the annotation of a GenBank genome assembly